AUGCUCCUAGUAAUCAGAUUGAUCAACCUUAUCAUUUUUAUUAUCAAUGUAAAAUUGAAUGGAGGAAGCAAUUCAGUUGAAUUUUGGGCGCUAAGAAUUUUUGGUAUCUCAUGUCCAAUAACUGGUCAGCAAUUAGUUGGAAAUAUUAUUACAUAUACAUUUUUUCACUCAAUUGGGAUUCUCUUAAAUAAUAAUUGGAUAGUUACCCUCAUUGGAAUGCUGAUAAACUUUGCAUUUACUUGCGGAUUUUAUAUUCAUUUCUUUGGACAGUUUGAUUAUUCUCUACAUUGGCUAUUAUUUGCUACUGUCAUAGUGAGUGCCUUAACUUGCUAUUUAUUUGAAAAAAGAUUAAAGCUGCAAUUUAUCUAGCUUUAAUAGAUAAAGAAUAUGAAUGAGGAGCUAAAGCAAAUAUUUGAUAAAAUCCCAGAAGGAAUAUUAUUAUUCAACGAAAGUACUUAAAGAAUAUCACUCACGAAUCUUGAAUUUAAAAAACUCUUUACUAGUGAGAAUCAAAUAGAUAAUGAUAAAGUAUAAAAUGUGAUAAAAGAUGUUUCAUUGAGAAGAUACCAUCUUUAAUAGAUAAGUGAUAUAGACUAAAAUGAAAUAUCACUCAAGAAACCUUUUUUGAAUAUUUUCGAAGCCUCAAACGGAGAUUAUUAAGAUGAGUGUUUUGAGAUCAUUCACAAAAACUAAGUUCUAUUAACUGACUCAAUAAUUUCAUAAGAUCAAAGCAAUUAUGAGAUAGUAAGCUUGUCAUAGUGCAAAAUCAAUUUUUCUGGAUCCUAACAUUCUAUGAUACUAAUUAAGAACCUUACUCCAGUGGUGAAAUAUGAAAAACUUAAAGUAGAAAACCACUACUAUGAGAUGCUAACUGCUACUGUUUCUCAUGACAUGCGUACUCCUUUAAACGCUAUCAUCGGACUCCUUGGUAAUCUUGAAUCAUUUGUAGUCCAUAAAGGCAAAAGAUUCCUUCCAAUAAUCUAAAAUUCUUCUAAAUUCAUGCUUUUCCUAGUCAAUGACCUUUUAGAUUUUUUCUAAAUAAAAAAUGGCAAAUUUAGACCAAACGAAAGACCAGUAAAUCUAAGAAAUUCAAUAAGAGAUCUCAUUGAAAUGUUUAAAAUAGGAGCCUCUGAAAAGGGUAUAGAGCUGAUAUAUUUUUGCUAAGAUGAUUUCCCUAGUGAAUUAAGUGUUGAUGAUUCCAGAAUCUAGUAGGUCCUAUUAAAUUUACUCCAAAACGCACUUAAAUUUACAUUUGAAGGUACCAUCUAAGUUCUUAUGAAAUUUAACCGAUCCUUAAAUGAAGUUGCAAUUAGUGUCACUGACUCAGGAAUCGGUAUUAAGCAAGAAGAUAGAGAGAAAUUGUUCUAAAUGUUUGGUAAGCUCCAAAAUACAUUUGCCAUAAACACUUCUGGAAUCGGAAUAGGACUAAUUAUAUGUAAGAAAAUAGUGGAGGCAUUUCAAGGAACAAUAAUAUUAGAGGAUUAAGAUAUCAACAAAAAGGGCUCAACUUUUACAUUUACUAUUAAGGUAAAGGAAGCAAGAGAUCAUGAUUUUAAUUUUAAUAACCUUGAUGAAAUCCAUAUAGAUCUAGGAACUUACAGAUCAACUCAAAACUUGGUAGAGGAAGAGAGAAAUUACACAGAAAAUCUUGACUAGUCAGUAGAAAAUAUCUACUCUAUUGAGGAAUGUGAUUCACCUAUGAAUAUUAAGGAUUUUCAAUAGUUUUCAGAUAUAAGGACUAAAACUGGCUUGAACACUAUUCAAAGACAAAGGCCUGAUUGUCCUGAAUGUAGGAAUCAAACAGAUAUUCUCAUUGUCGAUGAUAAUAUAUUCAACAUGGUUACACUUUAGACGAUUCUAGAGAUGCAAUUCAAUUUAAAAUCUGAUAAAGCAAUGAACGGCUUAGAAGCAGUAAUGAAAGUAAAGGAUAGAAUUGGAGAUACCAACUAAAUUAGAUGCUAAAAACACUAUUCAAGAAACUAUAAAAUCAUAUUUAUGGAUGGAAAUAUGCCUAUAAUGGAUGGACUCUAAGCAACUUAGGAAAUUAGACUGCUGGAACAAGUGAUAUAAGCAGAGCAAGAUUCCUAGAAUUCAUUAAACAUCCGUAAUUAUAAACCCUCAAAGGCAUAUAUUAUAGGCUGGACUGCUUAUGAUACAGAAAGUUUUAAGUAAAGAUGCUUUGCAAGCGGAAUGGAUUACUUUAUUGUGAAGCCAGUAAGCUCCCAAAUAUUGGAGCCGAUAAUUAAUAACAACCUUUUUUGA
Molecule: messenger RNA, 2262 nt
Organism: Stylonychia lemnae
Lineage: Eukaryota; Ciliophora; Spirotrichea; Sporadotrichida; Oxytrichidae
Source: the annotation of a GenBank genome assembly